This is a messenger RNA of Aphanomyces astaci, 788 nucleotides long. RefSeq lists its product as hypothetical. NCBI's taxonomy places the organism in Eukaryota, Oomycota, Saprolegniomycetes, Saprolegniales, Verrucalvaceae. The transcript has a single exon. The record is from RefSeq and is a predicted model, not a curated record. Bases 65 to 622 code for a protein of 185 amino acids.
CUUUCAUAGAAGCGCAUUGUUGUCCUCAUCAUCGAGAGAAUCACCCUGUCCCCCACAGACAACCAUGCGUGCCGCCUUCGUCGCAAAGAUGGCUGGUCCUGUCCGCACUUCCAUGGUGCGCCCAAUGCUGACUCGUCAGUUCCAUUACCAGAAGGGCACGGCCAAAGACAUGAUGCAGAAGUCGUGCUACUAUGGCGUGAACUUCGUGAUCCAGCACGACGCGACGGUGUUUGAUGCAAUCACCCGUAUGGCUGGUAUCAACUUGGGCUGCCUGGCCGUCUCCGACGAGAACAACCAGUUUGUCGGCGUGGUGAGCGAGCGGGACUACCUCAAGAAGGUGGAAUUGCAAGGAUUGACGGCGAAAUCGACGUUGAUUUCCCAGAUCAUGACACAUCGAGCCCGCCUUGUGGUGGCCAAAGAGAACGAAUCCCCCGAGAAGCUCAUGACGAAAAUGCUUAACAGCGACGUUCGCCAUCUGCCCGUCGUGGACGCCAACAACGACAUCAUUGGGAUGCUUUCGAUCAAGGACAUUGUCCGAGAGGUCAACCGCGAACAUCGCGCCGACUUGGACACGUUGGCGAGCUUUUCGUUGGGCAAAGGAGGGCACUUCGUGCUGGAUUAGAUGGAAUUAUAACGACAACUAUUCAUUCCACUAUUUGUCCCAUGGCGCUACCUUGCCGUUGUCGACGAACACAGCCGACAAGUGCUGAUCCAUGUGUUAUCAAUGUCGAGGUCACAAUGCCAAGUGCAAGUUGAACACGAGGAAUGCUAUUGUGAUUUGCCCCUUC